AUGGCCGACCACCAGUACAAGUUCAACGUAUCCAUGAGCUGCGGCGGCUGCUCUGGCGCCGUGGAGAGAGUCCUGAAGAAGCUUGAAGGCGUCAAAUCGUUCGAUGUCAACCUUGAAACUCAGACCGCGCUCGUCUCCACCGAACCAAGCGUCUCUUAUGAUACUGUCCUCGCCGUGAUCAAGAAGACUGGAAAGACCGUGAACAGUGGCGAGGCUGAUGGAGAGCCCAAAAAUGUAUGA
Molecule: messenger RNA, 240 nt
Organism: Penicillium chermesinum
Lineage: Eukaryota; Fungi; Ascomycota; Eurotiomycetes; Eurotiales; Aspergillaceae
Product: copper metallochaperone ATX1
Exons: 2
Coding region: 1-240 (79 amino acids)
Biological process (GO): copper ion transport
Cellular component (GO): cytosol
Molecular function (GO): metal ion binding; copper chaperone activity
Source: RefSeq, a predicted model, not a curated record